AUGACCAGCAUUGUUGCAGCGCUUGCAAUUCUGUUGGGUUCGAGAGGACAGGCUGUCGCCGACUGGAAGACUCCACCAUCGACGUACCUCGCUGUUUGCACGGCACUGGCCAAUCUGGCCAUGCGAUAUGCUUGUAUCAAUGGAGUGGUCAUCGCUUGGUACCGACGAGCAUUGCGCGGAUCGACAAUCAAACGACUACACUAUGACUGGCAUGCUGGAACUACUCUCCGGGGCGCCAUCAUGUCAGGCCGCCAUAUGGGCUUGCUAGGCAUCGCUUGUAUCGCUUCAACCCUGGUUGUGAUAGAUGGUCCAUUACUGCAGCGAGCGAGCGGUGUUGUGAGUGUUCCGAUCGAUAAGGAGAUCCCACUGCAAGUAUUCUUGGCUGAAGAAGUGCCGACUGACUUCAGUGGGUACUGGUACGAUCAGAAAAGCGUAGGCGUCGCCCAGACCUGGAGUUUUUCAUUCAAUGCUACGAUACCAACGGGUUACGGCAGCGCCCCAAAUACCAUCUUCACUUCUUCUGGUCGCAAUUCCAUCAGCUUCGAAGCGAACAAGCAUUUUCUGACUGGGGCACCAAUGCAUGGUAUUGUACGUGGCUGCUCGGGAGAAUGCAAAUUGAAGCUACGAGCGCCGGCACUGGCCAUCACUUCGUGCAGUUCCCACGUAGUACCGGUCGACUACACCCAGCGCCUCAGUAAAGCGCAGAUUGAAAGCUUGGCAUUACGAGGCCCACCGUUGAACACGGUGUCAUUCCUGGUUUCGGGCAGUCUUCUCGUGGAUGACGACUACGAGGCCAUCAACAUCAUCACUGGAUACUCAGAUGCCCCAGAGUGCACAGGCGAGAUGAAAUAUAGUGCUUGCACACUCCGUGCCGCUAUCGGCGAGUACGAUGCAACGCUCCGGGGCGACAACUUGACACUCGACAAUGGCUCUCCACGAAUCUUGACUGUGGCAAACAAUACUCGUGUCAACCGCAGAACGAAUCAACACAGUGGUGGCCAGCCUUCUACACUUGCCGCAAUAUCUUUCCUGAUCCGGUUGAAGUGGGAGGGUUAUGCUCUCCAGUAUAAGUUCGGUUCUGGUAUCACCAGUAUGUCAGCAGGGGCUGGCGCAGAGCUAAUGUACGCUGGAUCGUACUCGCACGCAACGUGUGCUACGUAUGCGAAUCCUCAGGACGAUGUGCUGCAGUUUGUGAACCGCGCGAUGGUCUACCUUGGAGCAGCAGCUGCACAGCGCGAUUCAACGUACCUGCAGACACAUAUGGAUGCUGGUACAACGGCGAAUCGGACGACUUCAGGGUUUGUCCAAGGAGACCAUAACGUCUACUCAACAGACCUGAGCUGGUUCAUAGCAGCAUCACUGGUUGAGAUGGCAUGCAUAGCCCUCAUCUUUCCAACGUACUGGGGUUUCUGGAGACUAGGUCGCCCCGUGUCGUUCUCGCCUUUGGAACUCGCGAAGGCCUUCGAAGCUCCAGCGCUAUCGACCUGCAAUUCGAAUUCAUCCGGCCGCGAGAUUGCGAAAAGUAUGGGCGAGGUCGAAAUACGCUACGGCAUUACCUCUUCGCAGGCUAAUAGGGGUGGUACCAAGCUUGUGUUUGCGCAUCCUGCUUUCGUUGUUCCCCCUCAGCAGCGGACAUUGUUUGAUAUCUGA
This is a messenger RNA of Saxophila tyrrhenica, 1650 nucleotides long. RefSeq lists its product as uncharacterized. Lineage: Eukaryota; Fungi; Ascomycota; Dothideomycetes; Mycosphaerellales; Extremaceae. The record is from RefSeq and is a predicted model, not a curated record. The coding region runs from base 1 to 1650 and encodes 549 amino acids. The transcript is spliced from 3 exons.